Laccaria bicolor S238N-H82 is the source of this 612-nucleotide messenger RNA. RefSeq lists its product as uncharacterized. The record is from RefSeq and is a predicted model, not a curated record. The transcript has 3 exons. Lineage: Eukaryota; Fungi; Basidiomycota; Agaricomycetes; Agaricales; Hydnangiaceae. Bases 1 to 612 code for a protein of 203 amino acids.
AUGUCCGACAAAAUGAUCCCCGAUCUUCUUCUUGCGCGCCAGGAGAUGCUCGACAGACUUGAAGACCUGUCUAUUAAAGGCUUUUUGGAAGCAGACGACUCUCCCUCAUCAGGCACAGCAUCACUACCAACACCUGAAUCUGGUCACGCCGCGUUCGUGCCCCCAAUAACUGUGGAGGAACAUUCGUUCGAUCCUCAAGUCUUGUGGUAUGAGGACGAUGAUCAACAAAUCAAAGCUCCAGGGGCCCCCCUUAUGAAAGAUUUGGACUCUUUCACAGAAGGGACGGGGCAAGGGAGUUUUGACUCCAUCCCUGCUGCAUCUACUGACGAACACGGGCAACCUAUCUUCGUUCCUCAUUCCUUCUUGUUGGCACUACUCCCGCCAAGCGACACCUUGGUGGAAACAAUUGAAACGUGGCGUGAAAAUGUCCUCGAUGACACAUCACGUCCCAUCAAAAGACGUCGCUCUCGUUCCUUUGGGCGCGACAGCAACUCCGGACCAGAAAGACGGAUUCGCCGCCGUACUCAGUCUCUGCCAUCUUUUUGGGAACGGGACCCAUCCAUUAUCAUCGGAACUUCAUAUACGCGCAGCGAGCCAGACCCGCCUGAUUAA